AUGUUCUCAAACAAUUCAGAUUUUUUCGUGCUCAUUAUGUUCAUGCUAGUCCAAUCAUUAGUAUUAUACUUAAAUACUCGAAGAGUGAAAAACUGUAUCACUGCCGAAUUAUCUGCUAUCAAAAGAUCACGACGAAACUCGGGAGCUAAUACCGAAUUGCUCCAACGAAUAAAUGAGCUUGACCGCAAUAUAUCUCUAAUGGGCUAUGAAGUUCGCGAUCCAAAAUUCUUCUCUACGAUGUGGAGAGCUACAAAAUGGCAUUUGACUGAAAACGAAACAUUCUAUAUAAUUUAUGUGGGUGGGAUAGUCAUAGACAACCAGAGCCUUUUCCGGGAUAGAAAAAUAAAUUAUUUAGCGAUCGUGUAUCAGUAG
Molecule: messenger RNA, 372 nt
Organism: Ambispora gerdemannii
Lineage: Eukaryota; Fungi; Glomeromycota; Glomeromycetes; Archaeosporales; Ambisporaceae
Source: the annotation of a GenBank genome assembly